Eucalyptus grandis is the source of this 925-nucleotide messenger RNA. Its product is annotated as G-type lectin S-receptor-like serine/threonine-protein kinase SD1-1. Gene Ontology annotation, molecular function: protein kinase activity; ATP binding. NCBI's taxonomy places the organism in Eukaryota, Viridiplantae, Streptophyta, Magnoliopsida, Myrtales, Myrtaceae. Bases 134 to 925 code for a protein of 263 amino acids. Gene Ontology annotation, biological process: protein phosphorylation. The transcript is spliced from 5 exons. The record is from RefSeq and is a predicted model, not a curated record.
UCUGCCUGAUUUGAUCGACUUCAGGGUAAACAAGAAUAUGAGCCUUGAGGAGUGCAAGGUGGAGUGUCUAAAGAAGUGUUCUUGCACAGCUUAUGCUAAUUGAGAUGUUAGAGUAGGAGGAAGUGGCUGUUUGAUGUGGUUUGGCGAUCUCAUUGAUGUAAGAGAAUUUGAACAAGACAACUAUGUACAAAAUAUCUACAUAAAAUUAUCUGCGUCUGAGUUAGAUUCCAUCCAGAGCCCUGUCAAUAAGAAAAUGCUGUUGACUGUUACGGUGGCUUCAGUCAUUUCUGGAUUGCUCAUAGCAGGUGUAGCAUUGAGUAUUAUGUGGAAGAGCAGAAUGAAAAGAAGAGGCUUACAAAGGCAGAAGGAAGACAUUGAUUUACCAUUAUAUGAUUUUUCUACCAUUGCUGUUGCUACUGGACAUUUCUCACAGACCAACAUGAUUGGAGCGGGUGGCUUUGGUUCAGUCUACAAGGGAAAUCUCUCAAUGGGUCAAGAAAUAGCGGUGAAGAGGCUAUCGAAAGGUUCAAGACAAGGCCUUGAAGAAUUUAUGAAUGAAGUUCUCCUAAUUGCCAAACUUCAGCAUAGGAAUCUUGUCGGACUUCUUGGCUGUUGCAUUGAGGGAGAAGAAAGAAUGUUAAUAUAUGAGUAUAUGCCAAAUAAAAGCUUGGAUUAUUUCAUUUUCGAUGAUGACAUAAGCUUCUUGUUAGCAUGGAAGAGUCGCUUUGACAUAGUUUUAGGAAUUGCGAGAGGUCUUCUCUAUCUUCAUCAAGAUUCAAAACUACAAAUCAUUCACAGAGAUCUCAAAACAAGCAAUAUUUUGUUAGAUGCGGACCUCAAUCCUAAAAUCUCAGACUUUGGCCUUGCAAGAAUCUUUGUAGGCAACGAAAGAGAAGCGAGAACAAAAAGAAUCGUUGGUACCUAG